This is a messenger RNA of Eufriesea mexicana, 2153 nucleotides long. RefSeq names its product UPF3 regulator of nonsense mediated mRNA decay (gene Upf3). Gene Ontology annotation, biological process: positive regulation of translation; nuclear-transcribed mRNA catabolic process, nonsense-mediated decay. Gene Ontology annotation, molecular function: mRNA binding. Lineage: Eukaryota; Metazoa; Arthropoda; Insecta; Hymenoptera; Apidae. The record is from RefSeq and is a predicted model, not a curated record. Gene Ontology annotation, cellular component: nucleolus; cytoplasm.
ACUUUGUAAACGGAAACGUUUAUUUUGAUGACUGAAGAAAAAUUGCAUGCUUUAAAUAUUAUUUUUGUUUAGAGUGUAUUGAAUUGACACAAAAUAAAUCUAACUUAUCAAGAAAUUAAAUAAAUGUAGAUGACAAUGACUGAGGAAACACAACAAUCUGAGACAGUCGCACAAAAUGAGGCACAAACUAGUUCUCCAGAUGUUGGAAAAGUUAAAGAUAAUAAAAAAGAAAAAUGUCGACCUAUGACGAAGGUAGUAAUACGGAGAUUACCUCCAACUAUGACUCAAGAACAAUUCUUAGAACAAGUUUCUCCAUUGCCGGAACAUGACUAUCUUUAUUUUGUAAAAGCUGACAUGUCUAUGGGUCAAUAUGCUUUCUCCCGUGCUUAUAUUAACUUUGUAGAGCAACAAGAUAUUUUUAUGUUCAGAGAAAAAUUUGAUAAUUAUGUAUUUGUUGACUCUAAAGGCACAGAAUAUCCAGCAGUAGUAGAAUUUGCACCUUUCCAAAGGUUGCCAAAAAAAAGAAUAGGGAAAAAGAAAGAUUUGAAAUGUGGUACAAUAGAAUCAGAUCCUUAUUAUGUAAGUUUCUUAGAAAGUCUUAAGAAUCAAGAUGCUGAAUCUAAUGUAUCACAGCCAAAAACAGAAUACUCAUAUCAACCACCUGAUAAUACACCAAAAAAAGUUACAACCACACCUCUUUUGGAGUAUGUAAAACAACGUAAACAAGAAAAACAACGUCUUAGAGAUGAGAAACGUGAAGAAAGACGACGAAGAGAUUUAGAAAGGAGACGAACAAAGGAAGAUCCUAUUAUAUCUAAGGUUUUGAAAAAUCCAGAUCUUGAUAAAGAAAUGUGUAAAGAUAAUAAAGAAAAUAGAGAGGAAAAGGAUAAACUUUCACCCAAAGACAUCAAAAACCGUAUUAAGAAAGAGGAUAAAUUACGUGACAAGGUACCGCGUGAUCGAGAUUCUAAAAGAAUUGAAGAUAGAAAUAAAGAUAGAGAUAUAAAACAUCAAAGACGACACGAAGAGAAGAAGAUAUAUGGAAGACGUGAUGAAAGAGAGGGUAUAAAAGAUGAUAAAAGAUUUGAUGGGAAAGAUGAGAGAAAAUAUGAUUUUAAAGAAGAGUUUAAAGAUUCUAGGGAACGAAAAAUUGAGGAGAAACGAGGUAAAAGUUAUGAAAAAAUGAGGCAAGAAAAAAAAAGGCUUGCAGAAACUAAAAAACAAAAUGUAGAAUUUAAUGUCGAUACAGAAAGUAGUCCAAAAUUAAGAAGCGAGGAUGAAGAAUUUCAGAAGAAGGAAUCUCAAGUUGAUUUAUAUGAGAAUAUUAAAGAAAAUGAAGAACCUAUGGAUGAUAAAGAAGAUAUUGAGAAUAGUAAGGGAAAAGAAAAACAAGAAACCUAUGAAAGAAAAGUUCUAAUAGAAGAUUCUGUGCAAGAUUUUGAGACAAAAGAACAGAAAAGGACAGAAACUAUAUUAACGACUGUUGAAAGCAAUAAAGAAGUUGAAAAGUCAAAAUCUAAUGAAGAUAUUAAUAAAGAAACUAAUGAAGAUGAUGAAUCUGAAGAAAAAAAAGAUUCAAAAGUCACAAAGAGGCGUAAUUCACUUGAAAGUGGAGGCGAAGGUGGUACAGGCGAUGGAAAUUGUUUGAGAAGGCACAAAUCUUUAGAUGGAGGAGAUCAAAAUAAUCUACAAAAGACUGAAAAUGAUGACAAAGAAAAAGAUAAAAAAGAUCCACGAUUAGAACGUCGAAUUAGAAACAAGGAUCGUCCUACCAUGGAAAUUUAUCGUCCUGGAAUGGGAAAAUUUAGUAAACAAAGAUUAGAACGAGAAAAAUCUAAUACUAAUGACGAGCGAGCGUCGCUUUCGCAAAGUCCUACUCCAAAUCCUAAUUCUAAUAGUCUUUGUAAAUCAGGGAAGCCUGGAACAGAAGUACGUUCUAUGACGUUUAAACGUAGUAUUAGUCGUGAUUUGGUAUAACAAUUGUUAAAUGUAAAUCUCUUCCUAAUAUUAGUGAUACAUGUGUCGAAACUGUAUUAACAUAUAAGAUUUUUACACUAGUCUUUCUCACGACGUACAAUAUCACAUAGUGUAUCUAUUGUACACAAAUGCAUAAUAAAAUACAGUGUUCUCCUUACGACUGGAAAAUCCAUGUA